AUGACCGAUCAUACCAAAAGUUCAUCCGUCGGCUUCAAAAACGCCAUAGAAAGAGUGGCCAUAGUGGGUGCUGGAGGUACCAUAGGGUCGCAUAUUACCAAAGCCCUGCUGGAAACCGGCAGACACACUGUCACGGCUCUUUCCCGCAAAGACAGCGGCAACAGACUUCCCGAGGGCAUCCUAGUCGCUACAGUUGACUACGAUGACGAGGCCACCAUUAUUACCGCCCUCAAGGGUCAGCAGAUUUUGAUCAUUACCAUGUCCCCCACUGCACCUCGUGACACCCAUAGCAAACUCGUCCAGGCAGCCGCUAAGGCUGGUGUCCGUUACGUCAUGCCUAACGGGUAUGGUCCGGAUAUUGACAACAUCAAACUCGGCGAAGACACAAUGCUGGGGCCCGUGGCCAAGGCUAACAGGGACGAGAUCGAGAGCCUCGGCAUGCAGUGGAUUACAGUGUGCUGUGGGUUCUGGUACGACUACAGCCUGGCAGGUGGGGAUGCGCGCUUUGGAUUCGACUUUGAUAAGCGUUCCCUGACACUCUACGAUGAUGGCAACACCAAGAUUUCGACUUCGAUGUUAUCGCAGGUCGGACGUGCCGUGGCCAAAGUUCUGAGCCUCAAUGGGCUUCCGGAGGACAAAGACGACAAGAGCCUUACCCUGUCAACAUUCCUAAACAAGGGCGUUUAUAUUAAGAGCUUUGCAGUCAGCCAAAGGGAUAUUUUUGAGAGCGUCAAGCGUGUCACCGGCACUACCGACGCUGACUGGACGAUUAUUCACGAGGAUACCAAGAAGCGAUACGAGGAUGGUCUGGCGCAAGUCAAAAUGGGUAAUAUGGCUGGUUUUGGCAAGCUGUUGUACGCGAGGACUUUUUACCCAGAUGCUUCCAGUGAUCUCUCGGACAGGGUGCAGAAUGAGCUGCUUGGAUUGCCGGAGGAGAGCCUGGAUGAGUCUACUAAGGUUGGAAUAGAGUUGGUUAAGGAGCUGGAGCUUCGUGUUGAACGCAUGGCGGCCUAG
Molecule: messenger RNA, 1014 nt
Organism: Penicillium cosmopolitanum
Lineage: Eukaryota; Fungi; Ascomycota; Eurotiomycetes; Eurotiales; Aspergillaceae
Product: aromatic alcohol reductase
Exons: 2
Coding region: 1-1014 (337 amino acids)
Molecular function (GO): oxidoreductase activity
Source: RefSeq, a predicted model, not a curated record